AGCUGUGUUCUUUUCCAGCAAUCAAAUCACUGUUUUCAGAACAUCACGUUACAGGGUUUUAACAGAGAGAUCCAAUGACGCUGGAACAGCGGCUUUCGAGCGAUGAAAAGAAGGUGUUGGUGGUGGGAGCCGGGAUGGUUGGGGUGUCCGCUGCGUGGCACUUGCAACGGCGCGGCUUCCAAGUUACUAUGAUUGACCGAAAAGGCCCGGGUGAGGAGACGUCGUCGGGCUGCGCAGGUCUCAUUCAACGAGAGUGCGUGAUGCCCUAUUCUAUUCCCUCCGGGUUUCUCAAUCGGGUGAGAAUUGUCCUCAACACCAAGGUGGACGUGCGCUACAACAUUUUCGCACUCCCUCAAAACCUGUACGCUAUUUACCUGUACUGGAGAAACUCCAGCCCAUCUCUCUACGGAAAGAACUGUAAGGAAUUUGCAAGCCUUAUUGUCCACUGCACUGACGAGCACGAAGCGAUGAUUAAGGCGUCGCACUCAGAGAAGCUUGUUCGCAAGCUGGGAUUCCUUGAGCUUUUUCGGAUGAAAUCGAUUCCUGCAGUACAAGACAUCGUGGAGGAGCAGCGAUCCAAGGGAGUUACUGUUGAUCUUCUCACCACAGACGACAUAAAGGAAAAAGAGCCGAGUCUCAAUGUGGAAGAGUUCACGUGCGGUUUACACUUUAAAGACGCAUGGCAAGUCGCUGAUCCUGGCGCCCUUGUCAAAGCGUACGCCAACAGCUUUGUGUCUCUCGGCGGAACUGUUGUACAAGCUGCGGUAAAGGAAAUUGCGCCGCGCCCCGAAGCUGAAGGUGGUGGCUGGCUGGUUUCAACUGAAACCGGCGACUUCGCUGCUCCUCGCGUUGUUGUGGCGACGGGCCCAUGGUCAAACGAAGUGCUGCGCUCAUUGGGAUACAAGUUCCCUCUCAUUCCGCUGCGUGGCUACAACACCCAUUUUAAGCUUGCUGACGGUGCUCAGUUGAACCAUUCCAUUGUGGACAUCACAAACGGGUAUGUUUUGGGGCCGAUGAACGCAGGCGUCCGCCUUACCACGGGCGGCGAAGUCACCACAAUGGCAACUCCUCCAAACGAAAUUCAACUACGGAAAGCAGAGGCUUUGGCGCGCAAGCUGCUGCCACUGGAAAACCAGAUUGGAGGUGUUUGGCAUGGCCACCGACCACUCAUUGCAGAUAUGAAGCCAAUCAUUGGUGAAUCUCCCAUUCACGCAGGUUUGUGGAUGUGCUUUGGUCACGGUUAUCAAGGCUUUACUCUUGGUCCGAUCUCCGGAAGAGUUUUGGCAGAAAUGAUGGCAAAAGAAAAAGCUAUUGUCGAUCCUACUCCUUUCUCCGUCGAUCGUUUUCUUUAA
Messenger RNA from Leptomonas pyrrhocoris, 1352 nucleotides. Its product is annotated as D-amino-acid dehydrogenase. The record is from RefSeq and is a predicted model, not a curated record. Gene Ontology annotation, molecular function: oxidoreductase activity. The transcript has a single exon. Gene Ontology annotation, cellular component: cytoplasm. Lineage: Eukaryota; Euglenozoa; Kinetoplastea; Trypanosomatida; Trypanosomatidae. The coding region runs from base 75 to 1352 and encodes 425 amino acids.